Didymosphaeria variabile is the source of this 957-nucleotide messenger RNA. RefSeq lists its product as uncharacterized. The coding region runs from base 1 to 957 and encodes 318 amino acids. The transcript has a single exon. NCBI's taxonomy places the organism in Eukaryota, Fungi, Ascomycota, Dothideomycetes, Pleosporales, Didymosphaeriaceae. The record is from RefSeq and is a predicted model, not a curated record.
AUGUCUAAGCAACUCCUCGUUGUCUUCGGAGCUACAGGAAACCAGGGAGGCUCCGUCGCUCGCGCAGUCCUCAACGACUCUGACUUAUCCAAACGCUACGCAGUCCGCGCCAUCACGCGCGACACUUCUUCUUUCAAAGCACAAGACCUCAAGUGCAAAGGCGCAGAUGUUGUAGCUGCGGACUUCGAAAAUCAAUCUUCACUUUCCGCCGCGUUGAAAGGCGCUGACUUCGUCUUCGCCCUCACCGCCACCUCCUACGACGGCGACACGCGCGCCUUAGAAACCCGGCAAGCUACCGCCAUCGUCGACGAAGCCAUCAAACAAGGCGCCAGCUAUAUCAUCUGGUCCUCGAUGUCGCACCCGUUCAAGAUCAGCGGCGGGAAACUCAAGCACGCGCAGCAUUUUGACGUCAAAGCCGAGAUUGAGGAGUACAUCCGCAAGCAGCCGAUCAAAUCCGCAUUCUUCGCGCCCGGCAGCUUCAUGCAAAAUUUCUCAACGAGCAUGGUCCCACGGCCGUCACCAGCAAAUGACGGGUCAUAUGUCCUUGCGAACAUGUUCCAGCCCGAGACCCGGCUGCCGCUUAUCGACAUCACAGACACGGGGGUCUGGGUCAGCGCCAUUCUCGCGGAUCCAGAUAAGUAUGGGGGCAGGUUCUUCGCUGCAGCAGAGGGGUUGUACAGCCUCACGGAGAUUGUGGAUACGAUGAGCAAAGUCACUGGCAAGACCGUGAAGCAUAUGCAAGUUGAAGAUGAGGUAUUCAAGGGGUAUUUGCCCAAAGCUGCCGGAGACAUGAUCUUUGAUAUGUAUCUGCUUCUUAGGGAUUAUGGGUACUACGGUGAGAAUAUGGAGGAUGACAUACAAUGGGCGAAGGAGCAGGCGAGGGGGGAAGCUAACUGGCUUAGAAGAAUUCUUCACGAAGACGGGCUGGAAAUUGGAGUGAGCGGGCAGAUGGUUUAG